This is a messenger RNA of Coniosporium apollinis CBS 100218, 2301 nucleotides long. Its product is annotated as protein transporter sec-23. The transcript is spliced from 2 exons. The record is from RefSeq and is a predicted model, not a curated record. Bases 1 to 2301 code for a protein of 766 amino acids. Gene Ontology annotation, molecular function: zinc ion binding; GTPase activator activity. Gene Ontology annotation, cellular component: COPII vesicle coat; endoplasmic reticulum exit site. Gene Ontology annotation, biological process: intracellular protein transport; COPII-coated vesicle budding; endoplasmic reticulum to Golgi vesicle-mediated transport. Lineage: Eukaryota; Fungi; Ascomycota; Dothideomycetes.
AUGGAUUACGAGUCGCUGAAGGAGCAGUGGGGGGAGAUAGAGGACAGAGAUGGCGUCCGCCUCAGCUGGAACACCUUCCCCAGCUCGCGCAUGGAAGCUUCGCGCCUCGUCGUCCCCAUUGGCGCCCUCUACACCCCUCUAAAGGAGAAAUCGGACACCCCACUGUUGCAAUACGAGCCCGUCACCUGCAAAGCUCCCUGCAGAGCCGUUCUCAAUCCGUUCUGCCAGGUCGACAUGCGAGCCAGACUGUGGAUAUGCCCCUUCUGUCUGCAACGAAACGCCCUUCCUCCGCACUACAAGGACAUCUCCCAGGAUGCGAUACCGCCCGAGCUGCACCCCAGCAGCACGACGAUCGAGUACCGGCUGGCGCGCCCUGCGCCCUCUCCACCUAUCUUCGUGUUCGUCGUCGAUGCGUGUCAGGAGGAGGACAGCUUGAAGGCGCUGAAGGACUCGAUAAUCAUGAGCUUGAGCCUGCUUCCCCCGUACGCUUUGGUCGGUCUCAUCACAUUUGGGACCAUGGCGCAGGUGCACGAGCUUGGAUACACCGAGUGCCAGAAGUCGUACGUCUUUAGGGGAAGCAAAGAGUACACCGCCAAGCAGGUUCAGGAGAUGCUCGGUCUGUUAGCACCAGGUCUUCGACCGAAUAUGCAGCAGCAGCCUGGCCGGGCACCCCCGCCGAUGGGUCCUGCUGCGCGCUUCCUCCUGCCGGUUCAGCAAUGCGAGUUCCAGCUCACGAAUGCCCUCGAGCAGCUACAGAAGGACCCAUGGCCAGUUGCGAACGACAGGCGAGCCUUACGCUGCACCGGUGUGGCUUUGAGUGUUGCUGUCGGCCUGCUAGAAACGUCGUUCCAGAAUGCUGGUGGAAGGAUCAUGCUGUUCACAGGCGGUCCGGCGACAGAGGGACCAGGAAUGGUGGUUGGGCCAGAGCUCAGGGAACCCAUCAGGUCACAUCACGAUAUCGACCGGGAUAACAUCAAGUACUACAAGAAGGCGCUAAAGUUCUACGACGCCCUGGCCAAGCGGACAGCGCACAACGGCCACAUCAUCGACAUCUUCGCAGGCUGCCUAGACCAAGUCGGCCUCCUCGAAAUGAAGGGCCUCUCAAACUCCACCGGCGGCCACAUGAUCCUAACCGACAGCUUCACCUCCUCGAUGUACAAGCAAUCCUUCGCGCGCAUCUUCGACAAAGACGAAAACGACAACCUCCUCAUGGGCUUCAACGCCUCGCUCGAAGUCCUCACGACCAAAGAACUCAAAGUCACCGGCCUGAUCGGCCACGCCGUCUCCAUGAACAAAAAGUCCGCCUCCGUCGGCGAGACGGAGUGCGGCAUCGGCAACACGUGCUCCUGGAAAAUGUGCGGCAUCGACCCCGCGGCCAGCUACGGCAUCUACUUCGAGAUCGCGGGCCAGGGGGGACCCAACCAGAUCGGCCAGGGCCCGCAGAAGGGCAUGAUCCAGUUCCUGACUUACUACCAGCACUCGACGGGCCAGUACCACCUGCGCGUCACGACCGUAGCGCGCAACCUCAGCGGGCCCUCGGGCGACCCGGCCAUCGCGCAGUCCUUCGACCAAGAAGCCGCCGCAGUGCUAAUGUCGCGGAUCGCCGUCUUCAAAGCCGAAGUGGACGACGGGCCCGACGUGCUGCGGUGGGUAGACCGGAUGCUAAUCCGGCUCUGCGGCCGCUUCGCCGAGUACAGAAAAGACGACCCGUCGUCGUUCCGACUGGAGAAGAACUUCACGCUCUACCCGCAAUUCAUGUUCCACCUACGGCGCAGCCAGUUCCUGCAAGUGUUCAACAACUCGCCCGACGAGACGGCGUUCUACCGGCACGUGCUGAACCACGAGGACGUGGGCAACUCCCUCAUCAUGAUCCAGCCGACCCUCGACUCGUACGGCUUCGACCACGAGGGCUCCCAGCCCGUGCUGCUGGACUCGACCUCCAUCCAACCCGAAACCGUUCUGCUGCUCGACACCUUCUUCCACAUCCUCAUCUUCCACGGCGAGACGAUGGCCGAGUGGCGCAAGGCCGGGUACCACGAGCAGGAGGGCUACGAGAACUUCAAGGCGCUGCUGGAGGCGCCCAAGGAGGAUGCGAAAGAGCUGAUCCAGGACCGUUUCCCGCUGCCGCGGUUCAUCGUUUGCGAUGCGGGUGGCUCGCAGGCGCGGUUCUUGCUGAGCAAGCUCAAUCCGAGCACGACGCACACGACGAGUGGGGCGUAUGGCGGCGUGAGUCAGACGGCCCAGACGAUCUUCACGGAUGACGUCAGUUUGCAGACUUUUAUGGAUCAUUUGAUGAAGUGA